Molecule: messenger RNA, 2599 nt
Organism: Danio aesculapii
Lineage: Eukaryota; Metazoa; Chordata; Actinopteri; Cypriniformes; Danionidae
Product: gap junction alpha-9 protein-like
Exons: 1
Coding region: 13-1509 (498 amino acids)
Biological process (GO): cell communication
Cellular component (GO): connexin complex
Source: RefSeq, a predicted model, not a curated record
GCCAGAGUGAAGAUGGGAGACUGGAACUUUCUUGGUGGGAUUUUGGAAGAAGUGCAUAUCCACUCCACCAUGGUAGGAAAAAUCUGGCUCACAAUCCUCUUCAUCUUUCGCAUGCUGGUGCUUGGCGUGGCAGCGGAGGAUGUGUGGAAUGAUGAACAGGCUGACUUUAUCUGCAACACUGAGCAGCCUGGUUGCCGCAAUGUGUGCUAUGACAAAGCUUUCCCCAUUUCCCUAAUCCGCUACUGGGUUCUGCAGGUCAUAUUUGUGUCCUCUCCCUCACUGGUGUAUAUGGGCCAUGCCCUCUACCGCCUCCGUGCUCUUGAGAAGGAGCGUCAGCGCAAAAAGAUGGCACUGAGACGAGAACUUGAGGGUGUGGAUGUGGAGAUGGCGGAGGUACGGCGCAAAAUAGAACGUGAGCUUCGGCAGAUUGAUCAGGGGAAAUUAAACAAGGCUCCAUUGAGGGGGUCUCUUCUGCGCACCUACGUGGCUCACAUAGUCACCCGCUCAGCUGUAGAAGUAUUCUUUAUGACUGGACAAUAUGUCCUGUAUGGGUUUCAACUGAAUACACUGUACAAAUGUGAACGGGAGCCUUGUCCAAAUGCAGUGGAUUGCUUUGUAUCUCGACCCACUGAGAAAAGCGUCUUCAUGGUGUUCAUGCAAUGCAUAGCUGGCAUUUCAUUGUUCCUCAACAUUCUGGAGAUCCUGCACUUGGGCUACAAGAAACUUAAAAAGGUCAUUCUUAACUACUACCCACAGCUGAGGGAUGAUCCCAAUGACAGCUACUAUCCCAACAAAGUGAAGAAAGAUUCUGUGGUGCAUCAGACGUGCAUUGGUACCUCCACUGGCCGUAAGGCCACCAUUGCAUCUGCACCCAGUGGAUACAACCUUCUUCUUGAUCGACCACCUGAUGGAGCUGCUUAUCCUCCUUUGAUUAACCCAUCCUCUGCUUUCCUGCCUGUUCAGGGUGAUUUACCAGCUAAAAACGGUGCUGAUGAACCAAAGUACUUGCAAAACAGUCCCACAGAGCACAACAGCAAUUCAAACAAUACCAGCAGUGACUCGCACUCACCACCUUGCAACUCUGUCACUCCACCAAAGCAAGACGAAGGGGAAGAUUCUGUCCAAACUUUACCACUGCACAAGAAAGGCCAGGAGUCUAAGUCUUCAGAAUCAUCGGGCCACACCAGAGAAUCUUCUCAUGCCUCAUCCAGCAUGGGAAAGAAACCUUGGAAGGGUAGUGCUCCCUGGAACUGCUCAACGGUCGUAGAAGGUAAUGGCUCAGACUCAGAUUCCCUGGAGGGCUCCAAAGCUCGCUGUCCCUAUUCUGCGGUGCGGGCACGUACCUCCUCCAGGUCUGAUACCAAGCUGAGCAGACCCACCUCCCCUGAUUCAGUUGAAGAAUCGAGCUCUGAGUCACGGCAUAGUCCACGAGUGUCACCGAGCCAUCGUGCCUCAUUGGCCAGCAGUUCCAGCAGCAGACGAGCAGCUCCCACAGACUUACAGAUUUAAGGAAAGCUCAUUAUGGCCUCCGUACAAUUCAGUCACACAACAGAAGAAAGACAAAGAUUCUGUCUAGCUGUUAUCUCUUCUCUAGAAAGGCCAGGAGUCUAAGACUUAAAACUCAUUGAGCCAUUCUUGGAAAUCUUCCCGUGCAUGAUCUAGCAUGGGAAAACAGCUGGGAACAGCACACCCUGGAACUGCUCAAGAAUUGCUCAGAAUGGCUCAGGCUCUGCUGGAGCUGCUCAAGAUUUGUAGAAGCGAAUGGCUUAGACUCUAAAGGCACCAAAGCUCUCUGCCCUUAUUCUGUGAUGCAGGCUUAACAUCAUCCAGGUAUGAUUCAAAACUCAGCAAGCUCACCUCUCCUGAUUCAUUUGGGGCAUGGCACAGUCCACCAGUGUCAACAUGCCAUCAUUUGCAAGUAGCAGACAAGCAGUGCCCACAGAUUUACAGAUAGAAGAAAAAAAUCAUUAUGGACAAGUCAUGUUUACAGUUGGAUAAUGACCAGAGUGACUGUUUAAGUUUACAACUCUGAUAUGAGCACAAAAGUAAGCUCAGACUCAAGAUAAAUAUCCAACUUCUAAAAGUACUCCUAAAAGUUUUGUUUACACAGUAUUUGUAUAUAAUAAUUCUGAUGCACCAAAGUACUUGCAGAACUGUUUCACAGUGCACAACAGCAGUUCCAACAACACCAGCAGUGACUUGACCUUGUCACCUUGCAACUCACCAAAGCAAGAUGAGUUGGAAGAUUCUAUUUAUCCGUUACCUCUGCGCAAGAAAGGCCAGGAGUCAAAGACUUCGAGCCACACCAGGAACUCUUCUUGCACAUCAUCCAGCAAGGAAAAGAAUAAUAGGUCGGCACACCCUGGAACUGUUGUAGAAGAUUAUGGCUUUGAUUGCCAGGAAGGUAUUAAAGCUUGCCAUCCCUGUGCCACUGUGUGGGCAUAUACUUUGUCCAGAUCCAGCUGCAAGGUGGGCAGGCCCAUCUCUCCUGAAUCAGUUGAACAACUGAGCUUGAAGCACCUCAGAAGUGCCAGUUGCAGACUAACAGCUCCCACAGACUCAUGGUGAAAAAAAGUAGAUUUGUUGUAAAAUCUACAUC